Symbiodinium necroappetens is the source of this 3041-nucleotide messenger RNA. The record is from the annotation of a GenBank genome assembly. Lineage: Eukaryota; Dinophyceae; Suessiales; Symbiodiniaceae.
AUGGACGAUGUUUUCUUGGAGGGGAAGAUCCGUGAAGCACUUCAAAGCCAUGCCAGUGCUUAUGGGGCUCGGCCUGAGCUAGAUUCUGCAGUGGUGCGACUUCCUAGUGGUGUUCAGAAACAGCUGGGCGACCUCCAGCCUCGGAGACGUCUGCGAGGAAAGACUGACACUGCAGAGCAUCAGCCUGGCGGCGCUUCGGGAUCUUUAGCAUCUCCGCGGCCUCGCCGAGAAGGAGUUCUUGCCGAAGCGUGGGUGAUCGUUUACAGUGCCACAGGAAAAGAUUUGGGGUCACAGGUGACACCACCGUCGAUGUCCCAGGUCGUGACCUUGGAGGGAAAGCACUUCAGGCUCUAUGUCGAGGACGGUGGCGUGAUUAUGGCGCAAGGCUGCAAGGCCGAGGAAGCACCUGACGUGAGUCGCCUGGCCAAGGGCGUUUCAGGCGGUGAAGCGGCGGAGGAGCGGGACCCACGGGUGCUGCCGAUCAUUUUCGACUCCGCGGACGAGCGGUGGCGAACUUUGAGCGAAGCUGUCCCUGAGUAUGAAGAACUGGACUUCGAGGACUUCCCGUUGCAGGGGCCCAGGACGAUUUAUCACGAUGUGAGGCAGCUUCGCCGGCAGGGGCUAGACUGGCUCCAGCACCAUGAGUCGUGGCUCAAAAAAUCCGGGGUUCGUUUGACCGAUCGCAGUGUGCAUGAACACUCCGCUAUUUGCCGCGUCCUGAACCUGAUGACCUCCUACGAUCAGCUGAACCUUCCCUCUUUGGCAAGCUCCGAAGCCCUUAACAGGAGGCGGACCCUGAUUGAGAUCGCGCAUCAAGGUCACCCUGAAGCUCCAAGCUACGAGGGCUCAGAGGAGAUUAUGGGGGUGAAGGAGUCAGCUGACGGGGCACUUAUCGACCCCGCUUUGACGCGGCACGCAGCAAGGCGCCAGGCCGAUCGCGCCGAGGUGAUGAAGCAGAACCGCCUCGCCGCUGAGGAGCGGCGCCACGCCCGGAGCCGCGGAGAUGAAGGCGAAAAGCCUGAGAGGCCUGAGAAGCCCCCGAAGAAGAAGGGGGAAGGAAAAGGAGGCCCUCGGGUGGAGAGUUUUUUCGGCGCCGAUCGAUUUUCCCUUGGGCCACAGGUCUCGUCGUUCCAAGCAGCGGGUUGGCAGGAGGAGGAGUCGGCAAAUUCAAGGGUGAGACGUGCGCACGGACAGCGUGCACCACCACCUGACAGUGCAAGUCCGCAGGCAGCGCUACGGCAGCUGCUGCAGAAGAAGGCUGGGUCAGCCUACGGGGUUGAUCAGCCGGGGCAGUUAGUGAGCUACGUUCGUGAGAAACUUUCCAUUCCUCGGGACCAGCUUGAACCCGUGGAUCUCACUUCCAUCUUACCCGCGGUGGAGAGACGCCAGGUUGUGCAUUUUGAGAAAGAGAUGAUGCUCGACGACGAGGGGAUUGCGGCCGUCUUGGAGAGAGGGUUUCAUGGUGAUAUGCAUCUUGACCCAGUCUUGGCUAACAACCCUCGGAAGUACCAUGAGCUGAUCUCUGAUCUCUAUAAGGCAAAGCUGCUUGGUUUUACGAUGCGGCCGCGGGUGCAGGUGGGACUUUUCUGUGUGGCAAAGAAGGGCAACAGACAAAGGUUGAUUGUGGAUGCGAGGCGGGCGAACAAACUCUUUGCCCCUCCUCCAUCGACGGUGCUCGGCUCAAUCGACGCAUGGUCGAGGCUCGAAGCGGAAGAUGAUGCCCAGGUUUUCCUUGCUCAGGAGGACAUUCGCGACUGCUUCUACAGGCUGGGGAUUCCGCAGCGCUUGGGCGAGUAUUUUAGCCUCCCGGAGGUGGACGCUGAGAUGCUUCGGGAGACCUUGGGCUACCUCCCGCCAGAGAUGCAAGUGCAAAAGGGCAGGGCCUCGGACUAUGGCUUGUUGCGGCUCAUACAGAGGAUAGCUGCCCACACGCUGGCCAGCGGGGUAAAGAUCCAGCUCCGAUGGAUUCCGAGUGAGCGGAAUGCUGCUGACACCUCAGCAGCAAAGAGGAAGAUCGUGGUUUUCACCAGGAUGGAGUCGGAAAGGGCCAACGCUCGUAUGGCUGCACGCGACCAGAGCUCGGAGAUCAGGGAGACUACCGAGCCGAGGAAGCGAAAGAAGUCGCCUUCUCCUCUGAGGGUGGCUCAGGGAAAAGGGCCGGCGCAGCCUGGGAUCAGAUGCCUUUUGAAAGCUACACAGAAGAAGAGAGAGAAAGCCCGCACACGGCAACGCAAGUUUGCAAAGAAGCUUCGCGCCUCUUUGGGUGGCCAUGGGCUCCUGGAGAUGGCGAGCGUGAAGGAGGCGACCAGAAAGGACUACUUGAACAAGCUGAGAGGUUUCUACGACUUCGUCAGCUUCCACGCCCUCAGCAUCCAGGACGAGGCCGGCCUGGACGCAGCGCUGUGCGAUUACGGGGACGUCCUGUACCUGGAUGGCGAGAGUUGCAACUUCGGUCAAAAGCUUUUGGCGAGUCUCGAGUUUGUCCGUCCGGAGGCGGCGAGAGCUGGAAAGCUGCAGCUGCCACGCUUCAAGAAGAGUCUGAAGGGUUGGCGGCGGCUGGCUCCCACCCAGACGCGCCUUCCGAUGCCGGAGUUCCUGAAGUCCAGCAUCAGCGGCAUGCUCAUCCAUUUCGGCAAGCGGGAGAUGGCGUUGUUCAACGAGGUGGGUUUCUCGACAUACGCGCGUCCGGGGAAGCUCUUGCGCAUGAAGGCGGUGGACUUUGUGGGUUACAACCGCGAUUUCCAGUACUCAGUCUUAGUGGUGGCUCCUUUCGAGCGGGGCGAGGAGAGCAAGGCCGGCGUGUACGACGAGACCCUCAUCCUCGACGAUGUUCGGGCCCCGUGGCUGGAAUCGACCCUGCGCAGUCAUGUACAACAGCGCCUGAAGCAGGGGGAGGAUGCAGAUCUGUGGAGUUUCAGUGCUGCCCAGUACCUGAGCUCGUGGAGAGAGGCGGUGAACUUCCUGCAGAUCGGCGACGUGGCCUUGAGUCCCUACCAGAACCGGCACGGUGGAGCCAGUCGCGAUCACUUGAUGAAAUUGAG